AUGGAUUCCAUAAAAACGAACUUCACUGUGACUGAAUUUGUUUUCCUGGGUCUCUCAUCUCAGCCAAAGAUGCAGCUUAUUCUUUUUGUUAUGUUCUUGCUCUUUUAUUUAUUAACAGUAUCUGGGAAUAUUAUCAUCAUUACUAUUAUCCAGAUAGAACCUCGUCUCCAAACCCCCAUGUACUUCUUCCUCACUAAUUUGUCCUUCCUGGACAUUUGCUACACGUCCACCAAUGUCCCACAAAUGCUGUCCAACAUGGUGGGGAAAAAGAAUACCAUCCCAUUCUCUGGCUGUGCUACUCAGAUGUACUUCUCCCUCUCCUUUGGAAUGAUUGAGUGUGUUCUUCUCGGUGUCAUGGCUUAUGACAGAUAUGUGGCCAUUUGUCAUCCUCUUCAUUACACUGUCAUUAUGGAUCGUAACACCUGUGUCCAACUAGCACUCAUUUCCUGGUCCAGUAGUUUCCUGAGUUCCAUGGUUAUCAAUGUCCUCACCUUGAGUUUGCCCUACUGUGGGCCCAAUACCCUGAAUCACUUUUUCUGUGAGGUGCCUUCUGUCCUGAGGCUGGCUUGCACAGAUACCUCACUCAUUGAACUCGUUGUUUUUAUCUUCAGCAUCAUCAUCGUCUUCAUCCCUUUCCUACUCAUUGUUGUUUCAUAUGCUCGGAUCCUUCAGUCUGUUCUCAGGAUGCGGUCUGCUUCUGGCAGGUACAAGGCACUAUCCACCUGUGCCUCCCACUUGACAGUGGUAGCAUUAUUUUAUGGGACUGCCAUCUUCAUGUACAUGAGACCUCAGUCGAAGUCCUCCCGGGCUGGAGGCAAGAUCAUUGCAGUGUUCUACACAGUGGUCACACCCAUGCUCAACCCCUUGAUUUACAGCCUAAGGAACCAGGAUGUGAAAGGAGCUUUAAGAAGAGCUAUCACGAAACAGAGGACAUGA
Molecule: messenger RNA, 936 nt
Organism: Microcebus murinus (gray mouse lemur)
Lineage: Eukaryota; Metazoa; Chordata; Mammalia; Primates; Cheirogaleidae
Product: olfactory receptor 10A7-like
Biological process (GO): G protein-coupled receptor signaling pathway
Cellular component (GO): membrane
Molecular function (GO): G protein-coupled receptor activity; olfactory receptor activity
Source: RefSeq, a predicted model, not a curated record